Molecule: messenger RNA, 1017 nt
Organism: Cyanidioschyzon merolae strain 10D
Lineage: Eukaryota; Rhodophyta; Bangiophyceae; Cyanidiales; Cyanidiaceae
Exons: 1
Coding region: 1-1017 (338 amino acids)
Source: RefSeq, a predicted model, not a curated record
AUGUUCGCCGACAUCCGAAUCCUUCAGCGAGAACCUGAUAGCCAUGUGGCAUUCGAACUGCUAUUUAGGGCGGCAGAGGCCGUCCAAGAGCUGAUGCAACGAAGAAAGUGGGUAGUCGGUGUGCUGCGCGAGUUCCUGCCGCGAGGCUCGCAACUGCUCGGGCUCAAUAUCAACGGUGGGCGCGUGAUCUGUAUCCGGUUGCGUAAGCACCGUUCAGGCGGGUGUCGGCGUCAGUCUCGGGCGGCGAGAACUGAUCACCAGCGCGAGGAGCGCUCUCUAACUGGAGCUCCACAACGAGUGCGAGGCCUUUCAGACAUACCGGGUACGUCGGCAUCGAAUUUCUUCGCAUAUGAGGAAAUCCUGGGCACGUUACUCCAUGAACUUGUACAUAUUGAAAUCAGUGCCCAUAAUCGGGCGUUUUAUGCGUUAUUGGAGACGCUUUGGGAGGAGGUUCGCUGGAGCGCUCGCUCCGGACUAUACGGUCCUGUUCAUCGUUUAUCACCGCGCGGCUGUGGUGAUGGAUCAUGCGGUUCACGACCCGUCCUUGCUUCUGCACCAGCGACACCGGGAACGAUUGCUCUCUUGGAUUGUCAUCCAGAACAGCGGCGGAAUCUUCUUUUGAAGGCAGUGCUGCGUCGCCUUGAACAACAAAGACCGGAUCCUCAUGACGCAACACGGUAUUCGGACGAAUCGCAGGGGGCGUUGGCGCUCGUCAACUGGAAUCGACCACCAGUGAUCCAGGUAGCGGAGAACGAUCCAUCUGGUUUGGAGGAACGCGUUGUCGCGUUGGAAUCAGAAGAGCGUACCAGGUUUUCGGAGUCAGCGACUUGUUUGGAGCAGGGAGAUACCUGCCAAGUGAUCCAAGUGGUUGAUCUCACGGUUGAAGAUGCGGAUGACACGCUCGAAUGCAUCGAUCUUUGUGCAACGGAUGAUGAGGAAAAUGACGAAAGAACAGCACGAGCAGCAGCAGCAGCAGCAGAUGAUGAUGAUGAUGAUGAUGAUCAUGAUCGAGCGUAG